Molecule: messenger RNA, 1695 nt
Organism: Astrephomene gubernaculifera
Lineage: Eukaryota; Viridiplantae; Chlorophyta; Chlorophyceae; Chlamydomonadales; Astrephomenaceae
Source: the annotation of a GenBank genome assembly
CGGAAAGUCGAGCAGCGUUCAGGAUACCACGGUCCCCUACGCGGCCAAGACUGCAGGAGCUGCGGUGAUGGCACGUGCAGCAUAUGGCUGCCGUGACGACACCGUUGAUGGGGGUGAAGGAGACACCGACCGGCGCAGUGAGCGCUUACAGGCCGUUCCGGACGUGCGCUUGCAGCAGGAGCCGGCCCUCCGCCUCACAUCCGCCCAUGGCUGUCAGGACAGAUCUGCAACAGGCAGCGUGAGGUUGUCUUCCAUGUACGAGACCGUGGCGAAGAACGGAGGCUACGCUGCGGCAUCAAACUCAGCUGCGCAUUCCUUGAAGGCAUGGGAGGGUUAUGAUGACCUCGCUGCCCUCGCCUUGGACCACGCCUGGCCAACUCCUAGCCAUCCGCCCCCAUCCCUGGCUUUGUCGUCAGCAACGAACGUGGCUGCUGAGGAUGAUUUCAGCCCUGGUGUGUCCCCGGACAUGCUGCUGUUGCGACCACGCACCGGCGUCCCAUCUGCCAGCCCGCUGCCUGAGAUCAGCCCCGGCCUGGAAAACCUAGGCGAGUCUGAGCCUCGGUACGGCAGUCGCGGGCGUGGCGGGCGGCAUGGAAGCGAGGGUGAUGUAGGGGGCGUCCGCUUCUACCCUGCACCGCAUGACGGCGGCUCCGGCGUGUGCAGCGGUGCGGGUGACGAGCUGGGGAUGAGCCCCAGGUUGCGUAGCGACGCUUCCGGAGCAGCAGCACGAGGCCAUGCAGUCCAGGCGCUGGCAGUCACGCCCGACUUCCCAGCUACAGCGCUCAUGGACCGGGCUAGCUGGCGCGAGGUGCUGGACUGCCAGGUAUCGCCGGUCCCUUGGCAUGUGGAAGACAAUGCAAGAAAGCAGUCGGGGGCGUGGGCAGCGGCAGCGGCAGCAUGCAGCGACGGGCGCUGCGGUGGGGCCUCCCCAGAGGAUGACACCUGGCAGCUGGGGCUCACCGGGUUUGACCGUCUUGGAGGCGCACAGGAGAAAUGGGCGGGCUUACCCCAGGCUAGGAGGUUCUGGGAGGAGGAGGAUAGGGAGGAGGCAGAUGGCUCCGGCUUACUUGCUGAGCUGCGGCGUCACGGGGAGCAGCACACGAGAGGUGGCGGCUUGCGGCGUCAGGGCGCAUUAGGAUUGCCGCUAAGUCCAACCUUCUCCCUUGGCGAUGACCCAUGGGACAAGUCGUUUGUGGGUUGUGUCGAGAGCCCGUUGCCAUCGCCCCUGCCGACAGCCAGCGGUCUGGCCAACUCAACUGCAGCAGCUGAGGUGGAUGGCGGCAGGGAGAAGCCACUUCCGGCGGCCAGAGGCGCCCCCAACCCAUCUUCUCUACCGACAGCAGCUGGCUUGGACAGCCUCCUCAACAACCUCCGAGACACCCCAGACAUGGCCGUCGCGCCUGCUAUGCACGCUGUACCGUUCCGGCGCACAGCACGAGCAGACGCCGCCGCGUGCCCGCCCGUCUGCCGUACCUCUGCACCCGCAGCAUCAGCCGCUACUGCAGCCAUGCAGCCUGCCGCAGCAGCUGCAAGGCCCGCUGAGGCCCAUGAAGCAAUUGUCGCAACCAACAAACAGCUGCCAGCCGAUUUAGAAGCACCCGCCGCUACUCCAGGGCCUGAAUCCCGCAAGCCGCAGCAGAACGGCCCUAACGCUGCGCAGCAGCGGAGUCCAGUGCUGGUGGGCGUGGCUUUGCC